AUGGAAAACUUGCUUCAGUGGCGCGGAGAGUUCGGGUUAGGACCUGGCCUUCACAACUAUGGAAAAACGUGUUACGUCAACGCUGUUUUAGAGUGCUUGUUGCACCUUCCUCCCGUGGUUCAGUCCCUCCUGCCACCGUACCAGCCUGCCCUGACCACACAGUUCAGCCCCCAAGACUGCCUAAGCAGGAUCGUUCAUGACAUCCACGUAAACGAUUCAACGAAACGCCGCAAGACGUGGCCAAACGGGUAUCGAAUGGACGAGUUGCACAGUCACCUAGCUGACGUUUGGCUGUCGUUUGGUGCUGGACGCCAAGAAGACGCGCACGAAUCGUCUAAGGUGUUUCUCGACAUCGACAUUCCAGUCACUCCAGACGUUGUCACUGUUGAGGACAGCCUAAGAAGAGCAUUUGGUACCACCGCGUUAACGGGCGAUAACUCGUACGAGUGCACCUAUUGCAAUCGCCGAUGCCCAGCUGUGCGUACAAGUGCCAUUGCAGAGUGGCCCCAUGCAUUAGUGCUGCGUGUCCUACGCUUCGCGGUCGGUGAAAAACGCACCAUAAAAAAGAACGGCCAGCCCAUCCAAUACACAUCAGAGCUGAACAUGAGUGAGUUUGCCACAGUGGAUCACGCGGAUAUUGUGUACGAGCUUCGAGGAGUUGUCCUACAUCUGGGGAGUUCACUGACUUCGGGUCACUACAUUGCGUACGUGCUGGCACCAAGUGGGCGAUGGUUCAGUAUGGACGACCAGCUAAGUCGGCAGCACAUCCAACGCAACACAGCCCCCAACGCAGCCCCCAACGUAGCCCCCAGCGUAUCCCGGAAAGCAACCCGCAUUAUAGCCCGCAAUAUGGCGGUCCCGAGUACAGCCCUCAAAGCACCUCACAACCUAGUCCCCAACACACUCACGUUGUAA
Aphanomyces astaci is the source of this 915-nucleotide messenger RNA. RefSeq lists its product as hypothetical. Gene Ontology annotation, molecular function: cysteine-type deubiquitinase activity. The transcript is spliced from 5 exons. Lineage: Eukaryota; Oomycota; Saprolegniomycetes; Saprolegniales; Verrucalvaceae. Gene Ontology annotation, biological process: protein deubiquitination. Bases 1 to 915 code for a protein of 304 amino acids. The record is from RefSeq and is a predicted model, not a curated record.